GCCCCGUCGAUUGUUCCGUCUCUGUUUCUUAUCCUUUCUAGAAUUUGAUUGACUUUCUUUAUCUGGAAAUUUAACUCUAAAAUUAAUCACCCAAAUGCAUAUGAAUAUCAAUGUUGAAGAUCCUUAAAGCAUUUCAAUGUCAGGUCUGAGGUUCCUCAGCUGUUACUGAAAUGUGCAGUGGGAUCCAUUGCUCGGGCAAUGAUCUUAACAUUAUAGUAGGGAUACAAUAUUGUUAGCAAUGCAAUUAGUAUCAAAUGAUAGUCGGAAGGAAAAUAUUUCUGAAAGAGAACCCAUCUUAUCUCAGUCUGCUGCUUCACAAUCAUCGGAAGAAUGUGAAAUUACAGCUGUUGGAGGGGAUUGUAUUGUUGUUGGUGAAGAUUUGGAAGAAAUUGAUGUUGACGAAAGCAGCCAUCUUGUGAAUGCAGACCACCGACAAUGCCGUAUAUGCCUUGAUAAUGAAGGGGACGACUUAAUUGCACCAUGUCACUGCAAGGGCACUCAGAAGUAUGUCCAUAGAUCUUGUCUUGAUAACUGGAGGUCAACUAAGGAGGGCUUUGCAUUUGCCCACUGUACAGAGUGCAGGGCAUUGUUCAUCAUACGCGCAAAUGUCCCACCUGACCGAUGGUGGUUGAGAUUAAAAUUCCAGUUCCUUGUUGCAAGGGACCAUGCAUUCAUCUUUGUAAUUGUUCAGCUGAUUGUAACUUUCCUAGGGGUGGUGGUCUACAAGUUCUAUGGAGAAGAACUAAGAGAAAUGUUUGGUUAUGAUGAACACCCUUAUGGGUUUUAUACAAUGGCAGUUUUAGCAAUUGUUUCGGUGGGUUUGCUCUAUGGUUUCUUCAUUGCUAUCAUAUGUGGUCAGAGGAUCAAUGAACGGCAUUAUCAUGUUCUUGCGAAACAGGAAUUAACUAAGGAAUAUGUGGUUGAAGACCGGGAGGACAACGAGAACACCCCGGAACUAGACCCCAGCCAUGUGACAGAGCUAAGAAUGUUGGGGCUCUAUUAAUUUGGUGGUUGUGCAUUUCAUUUGUUCUCCGCCAUAAACUUCAUACAUGAGUAAUUUUCCCGAGUCAUUCUUGUAAAGUUGCCUCCCGUUUGCUUCAGUGUCUCACUUCAUGGUACGGGCAGGUGGGCAUACGAAUCUAAAAUCUCCCAAGCGUUGGAGAAGUUGCCUGCACAGUAUGUUGAACUGAGCUCGUGUGCUUUCCGUCAACCCGGUUUGCCCUUUGAAUGCCUAAAUCCGUAUACGGUCGGUCGGUGUUUGUUUGUGUAUGUCAUUGGUUUCGCUGAGAAAUAUACCUUUUUUGGUGUUCUUUUCACAGAUUAUAUGAUGAGAGAUAUGUGCAGAAUGAAUCUGUUUUGGUGAUCUUUGAGAGUUACUAAA
This is a messenger RNA of Hibiscus syriacus, 1381 nucleotides long. Its product is annotated as E3 ubiquitin-protein ligase MARCHF8-like. The record is from RefSeq and is a predicted model, not a curated record. The coding region runs from base 239 to 1003 and encodes 254 amino acids. The transcript has 8 exons. Gene Ontology annotation, molecular function: zinc ion binding. NCBI's taxonomy places the organism in Eukaryota, Viridiplantae, Streptophyta, Magnoliopsida, Malvales, Malvaceae.